AUGGCCUCUACUACUACACCCAGAAGAAUUGCCUUAGCUCAAAUCAAAGACUCCCAUCUCAACAUCUCCAACUCCUCCGAUGGUAUAAAUAAAGGCUCUGCUAGUGCCACCCGUUGCGGCGGUGGGAUUGUCAUAGGCAACACCCUUUCUCCAUAUCCACGUAAGAAACUGCACCGUGAUUUGACGCCACUCAAAUCCGUUUCUAUGGCUGAAUACAAGUAUAAACGCCCAAAACAACAACAAGAACAACAACAACAACAAACUAUUGAAACCAAAGAUUCAGCAUCAUCAUCAGUGACGGCUGCUGUUACCGCAGCGCUUAAAGCUGCUGCUGGGAACACGUCUCCUACUAUCAACGAUACUGCUGGAUUGGCGGCAACUAAAUUGAAGUUGAAGCUUCAAUUGGCAUUCUACAAGAUUCAAAAAAGGAAUAAAUUAAACAAGACAAACAAUAGUAUUCAAAAUAUCUCCAUUCUUCCGAGAUCGUCGUCCAUUACCAACAUAUCACGUAUUACCACCAAUAGUGUUUUAUCUGAGAAACCUAAACCCAAACCAGCAGUAAGGUGUGUGAGUUUGUUGGCCCCUUCACUUCUGCCAACACCAAUUUACAAGACCCCCCCCUUGGUUCAUCAAAAAUCGUUUCUUCCUACCCCUUCUCCACCAACUGCUAUUUCUCCUCCAUUAGUGGCAGCCACCAAUUAUGCCAAAUCCGCUAAUGUCAAUCUUCAAACUAAGACCAAGCUUUUAAGUGAUGUGGGGGGACGUUCCCAAUCAAUCAGACCUUCGUUAUCAUUUGUGGCAUCCCAACCCCAAACAAAAACCCGCAAACAAAACCAAAAGCUUAGACUUUUACAAAUUAAAAAGAAUUCAAUUAUGCACCAACCACAACGGACAACAGCUUUAACUAUUAAUUCCAAGAAUAGCAACAGCAACAAUACCACCACCACAACAACAACUUCUACAGCUCCUUUGGCCAUUAGAUUGCCUCGAAUUGCUAACAAUCAGUCAUUUUCAAGAGGCACUUCUCUUCCUUCCAUACAGAAAAUCUUGAAGACUCCCAUCAAGAAUUCCAGCUCCACUAGAAGUUUGGUAUCCAGUCUCAUAACCAAUGAAGACACAAUUGAAGAAGACGACACUGUAAUAGAGACCAACAACUCUCCAGAUGAGGUUUCAAAAGUAUCGUCGAAGACACGUACCGCUGGUGCUGCUGGGGGGGAUGAGACUAUGGUACUAUUAAGCUCAUCACCAGCUUCUAAAGAUGACUUUGGUACUCCCAAUCUGUUUUCUGUUGCCAAAUCGUUGUUGCAACUUGGAGGUUACAAGAUGUAA
Molecule: messenger RNA, 1329 nt
Organism: Lizanozyma spartinae
Lineage: Eukaryota; Fungi; Ascomycota; Pichiomycetes; Serinales; Debaryomycetaceae
Gene: NRM1
Product: Nrm1p
Exons: 1
Coding region: 1-1329 (442 amino acids)
Source: RefSeq, a predicted model, not a curated record